Molecule: messenger RNA, 1761 nt
Organism: Salvelinus namaycush (lake trout)
Lineage: Eukaryota; Metazoa; Chordata; Actinopteri; Salmoniformes; Salmonidae
Product: glutamate decarboxylase 1-like
Exons: 16
Coding region: 1-1761 (586 amino acids)
Biological process (GO): GABA biosynthetic process
Cellular component (GO): presynaptic active zone; cytoplasm
Molecular function (GO): glutamate decarboxylase activity; pyridoxal phosphate binding
Source: RefSeq, a predicted model, not a curated record
AUGGCGGCGUCUGCACCUUCCUCGUCUGGCAACGAACCGGAUCCCAACUCGACAAAUUUACGACCACCAGGCUCAAGCUAUGACGCUUGGUGUGGAGUUGCUCACGGAUGUUCUAGAAAAUUGGGAAUGAAGAUAUGUGGAUUUUUGCAGAAGAACAACAACCUCGAGGAGAAGAUUAGUUCCUUCAAGGAAAGAUCGUCUAAGGACCUGCUGGAUAACAGCGACAGGGAUUCGCGUUUCAGACGCACCGAGACGGACUUUUCCAAUCUAUUUGCUAGAGAUUUAUUACCAGCUAAAAAUGGAGAGGAGCCAACUAUGCAGUUUUUGUUGGAGGUGGUGGAUAUUCUCACAAACUACGUCCGGAAGACCUUCGACAGAUCCACCAAGGUCCUGGACUUCCACCACCCCCACCAGCUGCUGGAAGGCAUGGAGGGCUUCAACCUGGAGCUGUCUGACCAACCUGAAUCUCUGGAGCAGAUCCUGGUGGACUGUAGGGAUACCCUGAAAUAUGGAGUGAGAACGGGUCACCCCAGGUUUUUCAAUCAGCUAUCUACUGGCUUAGACAUCAUUGGCUUGUCAGGAGAAUGGCUCACCUCCACUGCAAACACUAACAUGUUCACCUAUGAGAUCGCCCCAGUCUUCGUGCUCAUGGAACAGCUGACUCUGAAGAAGAUGAGGGAGAUCAUUGGCUGGCCUGAUGGAGAGGGCGAUGGGAUAUUCUCACCAGGUGGAGCGAUAUCCAACAUGUACAGUGUGAUGAUCGCCCGCUACAAGUUCUUCCCUGAAGUCAAGACCAAAGGCAUGACUGCUGCCCCCAGACUGGUGCUCUUCACCUCCGAGCAUAGCCACUACUCUAUAAAGAAAGCCAGUGCUGCUCUGGGCUUUGGAACAGAAAACCUGAUCCUGUUGAGCACAGAUGAGAGAGGGAGAGUCAUUCCCGCUGAUUUGGAAGCCAAGGUCAUCGAUGCCAAGGCGAGGGGUUGUGUCCCAAUGUUCGUGAAUGCUACAGCUGGUUCCACCGUGUAUGGAGCAUUCGAUCCCAUCCACGAGAUUGCAGACAUCUGCGAGAAAUACAACAUGUGGUUACAUGUGGAUGGUGCGUGGGGAGGAGGCCUACUGAUGUCCAGGAAGCACAGGCACAAGCUGUGUGGCGUAGAGAGGGCCAACUCGGUCACCUGGAACCCUCACAAGAUGAUGGGUGUGCCACUGCAGUGCUCUGCCAUUCUGGUCAGAGAGAGGGGAGUUUUAUCAGGCUGCAACUCCAUGUGUGCUGGCUACCUCUUCCAACCAGACAAACAGUACGAUGUAUCGUACGACACGGGGGACAAGGCCAUCCAGUGUGGACGACAUGUAGAUAUCUUCAAAUUCUGGCUCAUGUGGAAAGCGAAGGGAACAAUAGGGUUUGAACAGCACAUCGACAAGUGUUUGGACCUCUCGCAUUAUCUCUACACUAAAAUAAAGGGUCGCGAGGGCUAUCAGAUGGUGUUCGAUGGAGAGCCCCAGCACACGAAUGUCUGCUUCUGGUACCUUCCGCCAGGCAUUCGUGACAUGCCCGAUGGUCAGGAGAAGAGGGAGAAGUUGCAUAAGGUGGCCCCCAAGAUCAAGGCGUUGAUGAUGGAGUCUGGAACCACCAUGGUGGGCUACCAGCCUCAGGGAGACAAGGUCAACUUCUUCCGCAUGGUCAUCUCCAAUCCUGCCGCCACCAGGUCAGAUAUCGACUUCUUGACCGAUGAGAUUGAGAGACUGGGGCAGGACUUGUAA